AUACCUCUCCGAAAAACGCGUCCAUGAAGCCGUCCCUGCCUUCAACGUUGACGGCAACAUCAUCGGGGCCCACAUCAUCAUCGUCGCUUUGAGCCUAAUAACAAAAAAAAAAGAAUAAUGUUACAACGAAAAACUGACAAAUAUUCAAUUGAAUUUGAUAGGUGAGGCUAGGACGUGAAUGACAUUUCGGUAACAGUUUUUCUUCACCUAACCUAAUUGUUGAUAAUCUAUCAAUAAUUUCUCGUGAAAUUAUCCGAGCAAUAUAACAAAUAAUUCUUUCGUCGAUUGUCUCCAAUUUACAUCAACUGUCAUCAAAGAUAUAUUUAAUCAUGGCUGCUGAACAAGAUAUGCCGACUUUCAAAUGUGUCUUGGUCGGUGAUGGUGGUACCGGUAAAACAACAUUCGUCAAAAGACACAUGACUGGUGAAUUCGAAAAGAAAUAUGUAGCAACUCUUGGAGUAGAAGUUCACCCUUUGGUUUUCCAUACAAACCGCGGACAAAUUCGGUUUAAUGUAUGGGAUACAGCUGGACAAGAAAAAUUCGGAGGGUUACGUGACGGUUACUAUAUUCAAGGACAAUGUGCGAUUAUUAUGUUUGAUGUAACGUCCAGAGUCACAUAUAAAAACGUACCCAACUGGCAUAGGGAUCUAGUAAGAGUUUGUGAGAAUAUUCCUAUUGUGUUAUGCGGGAACAAAGUCGAUAUCAAGGAUAGAAAAGUUAAAGCUAAAAGCAUCGUAUUCCAUAGGAAGAAGAACUUACAGUACUAUGAUAUUUCCGCAAAAUCUAAUUACAAUUUUGAAAAACCUUUCCUGUGGUUGGCAAGAAAACUCAUUGGAGAUCCCAACUUGGAAUUCGUAGCCGCUCCAGCAUUACUUCCCCCCGAAGUCCACAUGGACCCACAAUUGCAAGAACAAAUUGAAAAAGAUCUUAUCGAAGCUUCAGAAACUGCGUUGCCCGACGACGAAGAAGAUUUGUAAUUCGAAUUGACUUUUAAAAACAUUUUUUUUUUUCGCAACAACGCCUUGGAAUAUUGUAAAAAUUUUGUUAGUUUUUUAUUUUUUAAUUUGCCCUAAUUCUCAAUACAUUUUUGUCGUUCACGAGCAUAAAAAUAACGUUUGAAUAAAUUUUUUUUGUGUUUCAUUCUGGGGUGUUAAAAAAAAGACACGCGAUUCAACAAAGUGUAACGCAAUUGUGUGGAUUGAUAAAUUACAAGACUUGUUAACUUAAUUUGUACUUGUAUUUCUGAGUAAGAACUGUUGAUAUUUUUAUAUAUAAAUAUUUUCUAAAUUUGUUAAGAGAGUUUUGUCUGAGAGAGAAUGUUAUUUGGAAUAAUCCUUGGUAUGUUUGUUGGAUUGAGAUAUCGUAUCUUGAUUCAUUUUUUUUGUAAUUUUUAACAGUUCUUUGUAAAGAGAAAUAGUUUUAAUUUCAAUAAAGAAAUUUUCCUUAACAAAUUAUUUGAUCAACAAACAAAAACAAAUACCUAUCCUCAGACUAUUUACGAGUCUAUAUCUUUGAACUGAAUUACAAAAUCAUUAAAAAUUAUCAUGAUAAUUACACUGGAGAAGCUACUUCAAGAAGAUCGGAAAGAAACUUUGAACUACCCAAGAGACUGCAAAUCUUAUUACUUGCUUAUAACUCUGCAUGGUUGAUAAACCAAAAAUGGUGAAGAAACGUUGACAAAAAUUAUGUAUUUAAUUCCAGAUAAAUUAGGGUCGUAAAGGGUAAUAAAUAUAUUAAAAAAUGAUUUU
Molecule: messenger RNA, 1748 nt
Organism: Diorhabda sublineata
Lineage: Eukaryota; Metazoa; Arthropoda; Insecta; Coleoptera; Chrysomelidae
Gene: Ran
Product: GTP-binding nuclear protein Ran
Exons: 3
Coding region: 330-977 (215 amino acids)
Biological process (GO): protein import into nucleus; ribosomal subunit export from nucleus
Cellular component (GO): nucleus; cytoplasm
Molecular function (GO): GTP binding; GTPase activity
Source: RefSeq, a predicted model, not a curated record